Malus domestica (apple) is the source of this 2967-nucleotide messenger RNA. RefSeq names its product U11/U12 small nuclear ribonucleoprotein 25 kDa protein-like. Gene Ontology annotation, molecular function: protein binding. Gene Ontology annotation, biological process: mRNA splicing, via spliceosome. The record is from RefSeq and is a predicted model, not a curated record. Lineage: Eukaryota; Viridiplantae; Streptophyta; Magnoliopsida; Rosales; Rosaceae.
UGAAUUAAAAUAUUGCUUUGUAAAACAAAAAUGAAUUUGGUUCGAUGGAUCCGACAUGGGACCAUAUUUGGUAUUCUUUAUUCAAGUACUUUUGCCCCUUUUUUAGGUAAGUGGUAGCAGCUAGCCGGGCUAAAAAGGCAAAAAGACCGCUACAAACUCUUUAGUUUUGCCCACAUUUUUUCAACAUCUAGACGUGCUUUCGGGUUUCACGGUGAAAGAACAUCUGCUUUUAUGCUAGCUAGCUCUAUCUUCUUUCUAAUGAAGAAGAGUGGAAAUUCAAACUUGGGAUAAGCAGGAGAGCUAAUCGACCGAUGAUCUCCUUCUCGAUCUAGAGAGAUCGGACACAGAUAUGCAAUCUUCCUCCCUCUCUCUUGUGAUUGUUGGUUUUUGGUUCGAAUAUCUGGUUUUACUUUUGAUCGAUCGACAUAGUACUGUACUUUAAACGUCAACUGUAGUAUUCCUUUUUCAUGUAUACUUAGUGACAGUUUAUACUAUCGUACUCCUUUCAUGUACAUGUUCGUAACUUGCAUUCUUUGAACAAAAAUUAACUAGUCAUAUAUAGAAUAGAAGUCAAUUUUUUUAGAGUUCAUCAAGUGUAUACCGUUAAGAAUGAAUCUCACGUUUAUGGGAGGAGGAGUCUUGCAUGAGCUUAUAAGUAAGUUGGGCUAUUACCAAUUGGUUUUAUGGUUGAACCUCAACUUUCUUUAUGGUAUUAGAGCAGGUGGUCCCAUGUGUGAAGCUCAACGAUCAUAGUGUUACACGUCACCCCGCUUGUGUUGUCCAUGUGUUAGGCUUGAAAAUUCACCACACGUAAGGGCCGUGUUGAGAAUGAAUCACACAUAGAUGGGAGGGACAUUGCAUGGGCUUAUAAGUAAUUGGCUAUUCCCCAUAUUACUAAUUGGUUUUACGGUAGAACCCCAACUUUCUUCGAAAACUUCCCAUUGUAACUAAUAAUAUCAUAUGUAGAACAAUUCCUUUUUUUUAAGACACGGGAGAGCUAUGGAGUCAUCAAAAUUAAUUGUAAAAACAACAUGAAGAACUUUUGUUUUUCAUAUCCUAUAUAUAUUUCUUGAGCAUUGUAAGUCAAUAUAACCAAUUUUCCUCCCAAACUAAGGCCAACAUAUCACGUGUUAAAAUUUCUCUUUAUUGACUUCUCCUUAAAAGCACAAAACACCGAUUGACUAAAUCCUAAUGUUAAAAAUAUUUUGUGACCUCAAACAAGUUACCCAUUUUUAUCCCUUCUUAUGGCCACGUAAGGUCCGGAUGAGAUAAAGCAAAUUAAGUCCUAUAUAUAAGUAGAAACUUUGCCUUCAAUGGAGAGACAAUUAAGGAAUGAGGCUAAUUAAUUUGUUUGUGGCAGCCAUUCAAAUUAAGAAUGAAACGUAAUUUUAGCAUCUUUAAUAACGUGUAAAAGAAAUGAAGAAACUGUUGAUUUUUGAUUUAUUGAGUUGAGUUUUUCUUCUGUUUUUUGACGUUUCUGCUUCUCUUUAUACGCGUUGACAUUAAUCUAACAAUUUUCUUUCUGUAUUUUUGUUAUUUGACCAACCAUUUUAGUUAGAGCCACAUUUGCAACCACCCCCACCCAUAUUUUUAGCUUUUAGAGUAAAUUCUGACCAUUAAACUAACCCUUUGUUUUCCUUUUUGCUGUUUUUGGUUUAGAUUAUUACUUAUGGCCCAGAAAUAUAGCCGAGCAUGUAGGGUUUAGAAAUUGAUGGAUGUACCACCUAUUAAUUUGCGUACUUUAUUCAUGGUUAUGAAAUAUUUAGGCACCUAAAAUCUUGUGUUUCCAGUCAGAGCAGUUAAUUUGACUCGUUGAAAACACUUUCGGUUUCUGAUAUAUUUCUAUUAGCUAACUCCAUCAAACACUCCCAAAAUCUCAGGGCCGGUUGUUGAGGCUGAGGAAAUUUUAGUUUCUUGAGUGGUUUGUGUGCAUGCGCAUGAAAAUGGACGUGGGUAUUUGUGAACAAGAGUUGGCGACGAAUGCCACCGCAUGCAGCCUGUUUCCAGCAUCACUAUCUCCACGGAGACUUCUCAGCGGCAGCGGUCGGAAGAACCAUGCUUACCGAAAGCUGCCCCAGGAGCCGCUUAAGCUUUUUGUCAUCAAAUUGGAUGGCUCUAGCUUUGGCAGAGAUUCAAGUUUCUAUGACAGCCACGGUAGCCGAACUGAAAGAGGCAGUGAAGGAUGUUUUCAGUCAGUCGCCGAUGCAUGAAAUGAUUUCAUGGUCACAUGUGUGGGGUAAUUUUUGCUUAUGCUAUAAAGGUCAGAAGCUACUCGAUUACAAAGCAUUAAUCCGACUUUUUGGAAUCAAAGAUGGCGAUAAGAUAUUUUUUGUUCAACAUGCUUCAAUUAAGUAUGAGCGGGAAAAGCGACGGAUAGGGUUGUGGAGGAAAAGGAUAUGUGACAUCCCUGCUUAUGAACAGCUAGUGAAGUUGUGAUGAUGAUGAUUGAUGAAUGACAAUUACACAUGAAUAAUUUGCAUGCAUGCAAUAUUAGGGUUUGUGGAUGAAUUCUUCCACUUGAGAAAUCUGAUUCUUUCAUGUGUUGAUUAAUUUGAUUAGGCAUAUGUACGUUGUUUAUAGUUGUAGCAAGAAACACAGAGAAUUUGUUCGUUAAAAUCAGUGUACAAUGCAAUGAAACUAACACACAGCAGAAAAUUGUAAAAUUGUGAAUAUUUCAUGGAUUGAUUACUUACGAAAACCGAAAACGAGGAUAGUACGUAGAUCUUCAGAUGAUCAGCUUCAAUUUGGGAUCCGAUUCUGCGGAGAGCAUAUACACUUACAGGAAGGUGCAGCAUGGUUAAGAUUUAAGAGGAUAGCAGGAUGCAUGAAGACCAGGUCUUGAUGUAUAUAGAAAGGGUAGUAAAUCAAGAUCUUCAGGAUUAUAUCUGUCUUGGUCUGUAUGUUUACCGCAAGUUUCAAUAAAUUUUAAUGAAAGAAAGAAUAAAAAAGCUCAAAUUUUCAAGAGUU